This is a messenger RNA of Oncorhynchus tshawytscha (Chinook salmon), 1195 nucleotides long. Its product is annotated as ubiquitin-conjugating enzyme E2 B. Gene Ontology annotation, biological process: proteasome-mediated ubiquitin-dependent protein catabolic process; protein polyubiquitination; DNA repair. Gene Ontology annotation, molecular function: ubiquitin conjugating enzyme activity. The transcript is spliced from 6 exons. Lineage: Eukaryota; Metazoa; Chordata; Actinopteri; Salmoniformes; Salmonidae. The record is from RefSeq and is a predicted model, not a curated record. Gene Ontology annotation, cellular component: HULC complex. The coding region runs from base 127 to 585 and encodes 152 amino acids.
GAGGUAUAUGACGUCACUGUAGUUGUGUCGAGAAGAAGAGAAAAGCACAGACGAAAGAUUUACCCCUUAAUAACACCGUUUCGAUAGAUUUGUAUGACCAAAGUAUACGUUCUUACGCUUUGAAUCAUGUCUACUCCCGCUAGAAGACGACUUAUGAGAGAUUUCAAAAGACUUCAAGAAGACCCCCCAACUGGCGUGAGUGGUGCUCCAUCAGAGAAUAACAUCAUGAUGUGGAAUGCUGUUAUUUUUGGGCCUGUGGGUACACCAUUUGAGGAUGGAACUUUUAAACUUGUGAUAGAAUUUUCAGAAGAGUACCCUAACAAGCCACCCACGGUUCGAUUUAUCUCCAAAAUGUUUCACCCAAAUGUCUAUGCAGAUGGAAGUAUAUGUUUAGACAUCCUUCAGAAUCGUUGGAGCCCCACGUAUGAUGUGUCGUCCAUUUUGACGUCUAUCCAGUCCCUGCUGGAUGAGCCGAAUCCUAACAGUCCAGCCAACAGCCAGGCUGCACAGCUCUAUCAAGAAAACAAGCGGGAGUACGAGAAGAGAGUUUCUGCCAUCGUGGAGCAGAGCUGGGUAGACUCCUAACACAUCUCCCCCACCCCCCCCACCCCCACCCCCAUCACUCCUAUCAAAUGCUUCAAUCGGUCAUUUACCUCAUCAAGAAAAUAAGCCGACAUCAGAAGAACUUAAGUGCCACCAGAAAGAGAAAGUAGGGACUUUUACUUGCUUGCCAACACAUUUGAAGAAAAUCAAUCUGAUACUUGUGUUAUUGUUCCAAUUUUUUUUUUAUUGCAUGAUGUGAAAUAAGUUAUUGCUAACAGAAUUUGUAAUAUAUAUUUUUUUGUUGGAUUGAUGCUGUUAUUGUUUAGUUUCUACAGAAUAGUUUAUUUUUUAACAUCUCUUGGUUUAAACCAUUUGAGAGUAUUUUGUCAUAUCGGCAAAUUAGUAGAAAUCCAUAAAACAUGACGACUUGGUUAAAAUAAUGUAUUUUCUGGGAAAUUCUACAGUCUGUCAUGUAGCAUAAAUGUAAGAUCAAUUGACCAGCUAUAAAGCAGACAUAUUCUUUUGCACCCAUCCUGGCAGUAGGUUCAAAUUACCGCCCUGAAUGGAGUCAGUACUAUUGAUGAGUGAUCAAGGUAACUAUGGCAUUCUGCUUGUUGAUGAUUUUUUUUAAAAGAAGAAAAAAAAGACCUAA